Xiphias gladius (swordfish) is the source of this 3777-nucleotide messenger RNA. Its product is annotated as transmembrane protein 151B. Bases 436 to 2385 code for a protein of 649 amino acids. The transcript is spliced from 6 exons. The record is from RefSeq and is a predicted model, not a curated record. NCBI's taxonomy places the organism in Eukaryota, Metazoa, Chordata, Actinopteri, Istiophoriformes, Xiphiidae.
GCUCGCGCGCGCGCGCGCGCACGUGCGCACGUGUACAUACGCGCGCUCGUAGCCCCAGCAUCACGAGAGGCAGCGACGACAGCGAAAACGGUCAGGGAAGGAGGGCGAAGGGGCUUUGACUUUGGGUGCUUAGUCACAUUUUGCUCCGACCAGUGAGGCGAGGGAUGGAGCGUGUAGAUGAGGAGCAGUGAGCGGGUCAGCGGGAGAAGAGACGCGGAGGGGGCAAGGGGGAACCGCUAAAGCCGGAGUAGAUGAUGCUUAUUUGCUGCAGGCCCCGACAUUGUGAAACUGGAUACCGACUUGCGGCGGAUGGGGUGACCGAGCUCGCUGCUCCGCCGGGGUGGUCCCUGCCUUCGGACGGUACCGGGGUGGGAGCCGCCUGGUUCUAAGGAAGGAAGGAAGGAAGGAAGGAAGGAAGGAGUGGCAAGAGGGAAAAUGCAGACGGAGGAGGAGACGGCAGCCGCAGAAGAGCCCAUUUUGGAGGAAGGGUCAGGACGAGAGCAGCAACAGCCAGUCCAACAGUCUCUGGCCUCCUCCCUUUGUCGGGAGUCCCAUUGGAAGUGCCUCCUCCUGACCCUCCUCAUGUACGGUUGCUUUGCCACACUCGCCUGGUGCGCCCUCUGUCGAGUACCCGUUCUCGGCUCCUCCUCCAUACCUCUUGAUGCUGACGAUGAUGCCACCUCAGCGGCCUACUAUAACGACAUCCUGCACUUGGAGAGUCCGUGCUCUAGUGGCUAUGUCUAUAUCCCUCUGGCCUUCCUGGCCAUGCUUUAUGUGGUUUACCUGGUGGAAUGUUGGCACUGCUUCUCCAAGACGGCCAUGUUGGCUCAUGCUGAAUUCCAGGAAGUGUAUGAGCGUGUGCAGAGACUUCAGCAGGCCACACCCUGUAUUUGGUGGAAGGCCAUUAGCUAUCACUACGUGAGGAGAACAAGACAGGUGACAAGAUACCGCAACGGAGACGCAUACACGACCACACAGGUCUACCAUGAGCGGGUGAACACUCAUGCCUCCAGUUCAGAGUUUGACUACGCCCGUUAUGGUGUCAAAGACGUAUCAAAGGAGCUGCUGGACCUGCAACUGCACCCUGCUGUUCGCCUCCGCUUCACCAAGUGUUUCAGCUUCUCCAGUGCACGUGCUGAAGCUGCCUACCUCACCCAGCGAGCGCGCUUCUUUGGGGAAAACGAGGGCCUUGACGACUACAUGGAGGCCAGGGAGGGAAUGCACUUGAAGAACGUGGAUUUCCGUGAACACAUCCUGGCAUUCCCAGAUCCUGCUCAUCAGCCGUGGUUUUCUAGGCACAGGGUGUUCUGGCUAGCCUCAGCUUUCCUCCUGUCAUGGCCGCUGCGGGUUGUGUCGGAAUAUCGCACAGCAUAUGUCCACUACCAUGUGGAGAAGCUGUUCGGGGAGGAGGAGGAUACUGGCGGAGGAGGAGGGGGUGGAGGAGGACCAGGUGGAGGUGGAAGGGGGGAUGGGACUGAAGGUGGGACUGAGAAUGGAAUCCACCCGGGAGGAAUUGGUAUUGGAAAUGGUCUGAAUGGGACGAGCUACAGAGCCAUCUCUCGUGUCAACACAGUGGACAUGACAGAAUUGGAAUGGCACAUCCGCUGUAACCAACAGAUGGUCCCAAGCUACUCUGAAGCCCUCCUUAUGGACUUGGACACAAAUGGGGGGGCAAACCCCACUGCCUCUACGCCCCUCUCUGGGCCUCCGGGCAACGCUCCAAACCAGAUGACCAACACGCCUCCUCUGGCCCUGCCUGUAGUGUUCAACUCAGCUUACCUCCUCCAGAGCUGCCCUCGAUGCCGAAGGACGACGUCGAGUUCAAGUCUUCCCUCCAGGCUUAGGGCCCCGAUGGGAACCACAGCCCUCCUGAACACUACCGUGGCAGGGAUCCGGGCCGCAGGGCCAGGAGGUGGGGGUAUAGGAGGAAGGUUGGUGCUUAGUCGGAGUGGAUUCUCACUAGGGAGGCUGGGAGGAGGGCGCCAGAACAGCCUGUUUCAUUCAAGAAGCAUGGGGGGAGAUCUGGGAGGAAGUAGGGAAGAUGGAGGAGGAAGUGUUGGAGGAGGGGGAGGGGGAGGAGGUGUUGGAGGUGGGGGAGGCGGAGGAUUCCUUGGGUUAGGUUCAAGACAGGACAAUGAGGAGACCAGAGCAGUGCUAGAAGGAGAAGGGGAUGACGAUGAGGAAGAGGAGGAGGAGGUGAGGAGAACGGAAGACAGGGGAAGAGGAGGCAGAGAGAUGGACGAAGAAGCAGACCAAGACAGUGGAGGAGGAGGGCAGGGGAGGGAGGGUGAGAGGGAUCGUCCUCCAUCCUACCAGGACGCAUUCUUCUUUCCUGUCCUCAUUAUACACGGAGAGGAGAGCUGCCAUGCUGGAGACGACAUGUGAGAAACAGAAAAAUCAACACGUUAAAUGAAAGAAAGUAUAAACAGAGGCUGAGGGAGAUGAACAAACGUGCUGAACAGAAAGAAAAGAGUGGAUCAGAGAAAAAGGGGAUAAGGGAAAAUGAGAUUUGAUAGACCUGAAGAAAUUAAAGAAAGAGGAAAGAGGGAACAAGGGGAGAGAAAAAGAAGUGGAGUGGAUAGAGUAUGAAGGGAAAAGGGAAUGUACUGUAAGAGGAGAGGAGAAACGGAGGAGAAAAGGCGGGCAGGAAACAUACUGGUUCAGAGGAAGAUGAAAGCUGAUAGAGAGUGCAGGAGCAAGAUAAGAUGGAUUCUGAGAAAAUGAGUAAAAGCAAGAAAAUCCUUGCAGCUGUAGACCUACACAGAAAUUGUGAGAGAGAGGGUGACAGAUCAGAUACUUGGGGAGAAUGGAAAGACUGAAAACUUCUCCAUUUCCAGAUAUAUCUAUGCAAGAAUAGGAGUGGGAGGAGGAACAAGUCUAAAGAUAGCAACUGAAGAGCAGUGAAGAAACUCCAAACCAGCUGAGCAGUAGUGGGUAUUUUUUUCAAAAGAAACAGAAGCAAAUGCGUUGCGGCAGACUAAAAAUAUGGCUCGUUUAAAAAUAAAAUGUUGAAAAAGUCAGAAGUUACUAAAUACGUCAGAUGAGGGGGGAAAGAGAUGAGAUCACAAAGGAUUACAAAAUGCAAUGCAGAGACGUAAAGGGUUAGAAACCACGAAAUGCUAUCGGCACGAUAAAUGUAAAAAAAGAGCAAGAGAGGAGAGCAAAAAAUGCUGGAGUGCAUCAGAGAAACAAUAGAAAAAGAGAAGAGGUAGAAUACAAAAUGAGACACAAUACUGGCCAUGACAUACCAAACCUUAAAAAUCCCAAAACAGCAUUAUCAAAAAGAUCAACUCAAGAGGAGGAGAAAACAAAGAUACAGGAUUUGUCACAGAGACAAAACACUCUCUGAGCAGCAGUUCUGACCAUGAAUCUAAUCAGGAAAACUAAAUGACAUUUUCUAAUAGGUUCCUGUGACAGAUGACGUUUUUCUCACAUCUUUUAAGAUGAACUAUACAACUUCACAAAACACCUGACUAGCAACCUUAACAGUUUCAGUGCCAUUAAAAGAGGAGAAACACUGAUGUCCUCCAUGUCUCUUCAUGCCAUCUUACUUCUCGCUUCGCCAUUAGCUUCCCUACCACUCUCUACCCAUUACUGAUAUGGAGCUGAUAGAAAAAAAUCCAUAAAAAGGGGAGUGAUUGAUUUCUUCAUUCCUCUUUUCUUAUGCUCCUACCUGCUCUCCAUCCAUUUUCUCACCUCUUCUGUACUCCCUCUUCUUUCCUCACCCCUCUGUGCAUGGAAGACCAUAAGUUACAAGUGCAGAUGUGUAAUUCUCAG